UGCAGCCUCAAGAAAAAGAGGAAAAUACAAACUAUAGAGGACUUAUUGAGGGAGCAGAUAGAAAAGCAGGAAUUUUAUAGUGGUGGAGAUGCAGGAAACAAUAAACCUCCCAAACAUGGUGGUGGCGGUGGUUUUGGUGAUUGGUAUAAUUCAAAAUUUUCCGAGUUCAGGGAUGAAUCAAUUCAAGUGAUUUUAGCCACCAUUGGCUUUUGUCUUUCUGUAUCUUUGCAUUGUUCGUGGCUACGAACUGACGUGGCUGAGUCUGGACUUCAUCAGAUACCUUUGUGGAGGACAGAGUAGUCGAAGGUUGAUGCGUGCCUUCUAUACAUGGGAAGAGUUCUGGAACAGAAUUCUCAGGAAAGAGAAGGCCGAGAUAACAAGAACGACAACAGAGGAAAAGCUGGUGGAGGAUGACUGGAUUGAAUGAGUUACUUAUUGCUACAAGCCACACACUCAAAUAUAUGCUCUUAAAAGAUACAAGUAAAAUACCUCGGCCUUUCUCUCUUCGUCACCCUCUGCAUUUUUAUCCGGAUCAAUUCCAAAAGCUCACCAGUCUCUCAAUGCCAAGGACAAGCUAUGUAGUUUUCUUGAGAGUCUAGUGUUCAAUCAUGUUUGUCUUCAUGGUUGCUAGAUUUUUGUAAGAGGUUUUGAAUUUGAAUGAAUGUUGCGAACAAUGUAAUGUGGACAAGUCAUAGGAUCUAUUCUCAACUUUUUAGUUGGGAGGAAUAGGAAAAACUAUGUUUUUUUUAUUGUAGAGGUAGUAUUUGUUUUUUCAAAAGAAAUUAAAAUUUGUUUUCGUUC
Dioscorea cayenensis subsp. rotundata (Guinea yam) is the source of this 801-nucleotide messenger RNA. RefSeq lists its product as uncharacterized. The transcript is spliced from 2 exons. The annotation marks the transcript as partial. Lineage: Eukaryota; Viridiplantae; Streptophyta; Magnoliopsida; Dioscoreales; Dioscoreaceae. The record is from RefSeq and is a predicted model, not a curated record. Gene Ontology annotation, cellular component: chloroplast.